Molecule: messenger RNA, 1008 nt
Organism: Plasmodium malariae
Lineage: Eukaryota; Apicomplexa; Aconoidasida; Haemosporida; Plasmodiidae
Gene: CK2alpha
Product: casein kinase 2, alpha subunit, putative
Exons: 1
Coding region: 1-1008 (335 amino acids)
Biological process (GO): protein phosphorylation
Cellular component (GO): cytosol; nucleus; protein kinase CK2 complex
Molecular function (GO): protein serine/threonine kinase activity; ATP binding
Source: RefSeq, a predicted model, not a curated record
AUGUCAGCUAGCUCUAUUAACAAGAGAAUAUAUAUUCCAAAAUUUUACGCCGAUGUUAACAUUCAUAAGCCUAAAGAAUAUUAUGAUUAUGAUAAUUUAGAAUUGCAAUGGAAUAAACCUAAUAGAUAUGAAAUAAUGAAAAAGAUAGGAAGAGGAAAAUAUAGUGAAGUGUUUAAUGGGUAUGAUACCGAAUUUAAUAGACCAUGUGCAAUAAAAGUAUUGAAACCUGUAAAAAAAAAAAAAAUAAAAAGAGAAAUAAAAAUUUUACAAAAUUUGCAUGGAGGACCAAAUAUAAUAAAAUUAUUGGACAUAGUAAAAGAUCCUGUAACCAAAACACCAUCCUUAAUUUUUGAAUAUAUUAACAACAUUGAUUUUAAAACUCUAUAUCCUAAAUUUACUGAUAAAGAUAUACGUUAUUAUAUCUAUCAAAUUUUGAAAGCACUUGAUUAUUGUCAUAGUCAGGGAAUUAUGCAUAGAGAUGUUAAACCACAUAAUAUUAUGAUUGAUCAUGAAAAUAAACAAAUAAGAUUAAUAGACUGGGGACUAGCAGAAUUUUAUCAUCCAGGUCAAGAGUAUAAUGUUCGCGUUGCUAGUAGGUAUUAUAAAGGACCUGAACUUUUAAUAGAUCUUCAGUUAUAUGAUUAUUCUUUAGACAUAUGGAGCCUUGGUUGCAUGCUAGCUGGUAUGAUUUUUAAGAAAGAACCCUUUUUUUGUGGACAUGAUAAUUAUGACCAGCUUGUUAAAAUUGCAAAGGUACUUGGUACAGAUGAUCUACAUGCAUAUCUAAAAAAAUAUAAUAUUAAACUUAAACCACAUUACCUGAACAUAUUAGGUGAAUAUGAAAGAAAACCAUGGUCCCAUUUUCUAACACAAUCAAAUAUUGAUAUAGCAAAAGAUGAAGUUAUUGACCUAAUUGACAAAAUGUUAAUAUAUGAUCAUGCAAAGAGAAUAGCCCCAAAGGAGGCCAUGGAACAUCCUUACUUUAGUGAAGUAAGGGAGGAUUCAUGA